UUCACUUCCCACUCCCAACUGCAUUGUGAACGACUUGCCUUCCAGUCUAAUAAUUAACCUUUGCUUUUUUUCGUUGAAAUCUCUCCUUGCGAUCCUCUCUUUGACUUUUACAUUACAUUCCAACUAUAUCAAAUUCAACCACAGAAGCCCAAGCUCGAUCUCGAUCUCGUACCCACAUCUACCUCAGCAUUUCAGCAACCCAUUAUCCAAAAAAGUACACAACAACUUCGUAUUUUAUUCUUGCCACAGGGAUAGUACUGAAAUUCAUUGUUCAACAGCCUUACAAUUAAUAUCAGAUACAGUAAUACAAAUACUAAUUUGUACCAAAAAUGAAGAAAGAAUUCCCGUUUGUUCCUUCCCGAUAUGUUAUCUUCCUUGUUAUCAAGACUUUAUUAAUCCUAGAAACAGCAAUGGGAGAUCCAAGAUCUCAAACAGUAAACUUGACAUGUGGCAACCAAAUGGAGCACAAUUCCUCUGUUUUUGUUCCAAAUUUUGUUGCUACAAUGGAAAACAUCAGCGACCAAAUGCGAGCUUCAGCUUUUGGAUUAGCAGUUUCAGGUUCAGGCCCUGAUACUAACUAUGGCCUUGCCCAGUGCUAUGGGGAUCUCUCUUUACUUGAUUGUGUAUUAUGCUAUGCUGAGGCUCGCACAGUUCUUCCCCAGUGCUUUCCUUUCACAGGAGGUCGUAUUUAUCUUGAUGGUUGCUUCAUGAGGUCAGACAAUUAUAGCUUCUUUCAGGAGUAUACUGGACCUGGUGACAGGGCCAUAUGUGGGAAUACAACUAGGAAGAACUCAACGUAUGAAGAAUCAGUUAGACAGGCUGUGAGCAGUGCAGUUCUGGCAGCUCCAAACCAAAAUGGCUCUGCAAUAUUUCAGGGGGCUGUACAUGGGGCAGUGAAUGAGACAGUUUAUGUGCUGGCUGAUUGUUGGAGGACUUUAAAUGCAAACUCCUGCAAAGCAUGUUUGGAGAAUGCAUCUGCUUCAAUAUUGGAAUGCUUGCCUUGGUCAGAGGGGCGAGCAUUGAACACUGGCUGCUUCAUGAGGUACUCAGACAAAGAUUUCCUCAACAAGAAACCGGGAAAUGGAAAUUCAAAAGAUACAACCAUAGUGAUAGCAGUUUCAGUUGUCAGUUCGGUGAUUCUGCUGGUAGUUGGAGUAGCAAUUGGAUUUUAUAUCUGGAAGCACAGAUAUAUACAAAAGAAACGAAGAGGUUCAAAUGAUGCAGAAAAGCUGGUGAAAACACUUAAUGACAGUAGCCUGAACUUCAAGUAUUCCACACUUGAGAAGGCUACAGGAUCUUUUGACGAUGCUAACAAACUUGGACAAGGAGGAUUUGGAACAGUUUAUAAGGGAGUUUUGCCUGAUGGAAGGGAGAUUGCUGUCAAGAGGCUUUUCUUUAACAAUAGACAUAGAGCAGGGGAUUUCUACAAUGAAGUUAACAUUAUAAGCAGCGUGGAACACAAAAAUCUGGUCAGGUUAUUAGGAUGCAGUUGUUCUGGACCUGAAAGCCUACUUGUCUAUGAAUUCCUGCCUAACAAAAGCCUUGAUCGAUUCAUCUUUGAUGCAAACAGAGGUAAAGCACUGAACUGGGAGAAAAGAUACGAGAUUAUUGUGGGGACAGCAGAAGGUUUAGUGUACCUUCAUGAGAACUCCAAGAACAGAAUAAUUCAUAGAGAUAUAAAAGCUAGUAACAUCUUGUUGGACUCAAGACUUCGUGCUAAAAUUGCUGAUUUUGGGUUAGCUAGAUCUUUCGAAGAAGAUCAGAGCCACAUCAGCACUGCCAUUGCAGGAACACUAGGAUAUAUGGCUCCAGAAUACCUAGCUCAUGGUCAGUUAACAGAAAAGGCCGAUGUCUACAGCUUUGGAGUGCUUUUGUUAGAGAUUGUUACAGGAAGACUGAACAACAGGAGCAAAACCUCAGAAUACACUGACAGCCUAAUCACAAUUACAUGGAAGCAUUUUCGAUCAGGGACAGUUGAACAAUUAUAUGAUCCAAAUCUAAUGUUGCAUAAUCAUUACAACGUAAAUGUUAAGAAUGAGAUUUUAAGAGUGCUGCAUAUCGGACUUUUAUGCACCCAAGAGAUUCAGUCAUUACGACCAGCAAUGUCAAAGGCACUACAAAUGUUGACAAAUAAGGAUUAUGAACUCCCUGCACCUACAAAUCCUCCUUUUAUAGAUGAGAGAACGAUGGAACUGACUGACAUGUGUGAAGACCCAUGUUACCCUCUUAGAGCAGGAUAUUCUACUUCGAUUGCUACUAUUUCUGAAAUUUCUUUCUGUCCUAGGUGACCAUGUUGGUAUUGUCUCUGGCAGUUUCUUUCUGUCCCAGUCACCAUAAGAGGAGGGACAAAGGAUGGUUUCUCAUAAAACCAGUGCUCGCAUGUUGUCUUUUUUAAUGAAAGAAACCACAGACCUCAAGUUGCAACCUCGCCUCGGCUUCUUGUUGGCAUUGGCAGCCAACUGAUGAUGGUGCACACGAAGUAACUCGUAAUAAAUCAAUCACCUCUACCUUAUGAAGGUAGAGGUGAUUGAUUUAUUGUAAAUUUUUGUUCUUUCUGUACAUCAUUGCUUGUGUGACAUAGGAUGUGCCUUUUAAAUCGUACAAGUGUCAUUUUUUUUUUUUUAAUUUUAAAUUAUUUGAGAUAUAUAUAAGCUUCAUAAAUGUAGUAUCUUCUCCAUUUAAAUGAAAAGCCUGAUGAAUCAGCCGAACUUCCAAAGAAUAUAUA
Messenger RNA from Quercus lobata, 2725 nucleotides. Its product is annotated as cysteine-rich receptor-like protein kinase 2. Gene Ontology annotation, molecular function: ATP binding; protein kinase activity. Bases 330 to 2288 code for a protein of 652 amino acids. Gene Ontology annotation, biological process: protein phosphorylation. The record is from RefSeq and is a predicted model, not a curated record. The transcript is spliced from 9 exons. Lineage: Eukaryota; Viridiplantae; Streptophyta; Magnoliopsida; Fagales; Fagaceae.